Helicoverpa zea (corn earworm) is the source of this 4181-nucleotide messenger RNA. It is a transcript of the gene chm, whose product is annotated as histone acetyltransferase KAT7. Gene Ontology annotation, molecular function: histone acetyltransferase activity; zinc ion binding. Gene Ontology annotation, biological process: regulation of DNA-templated transcription. The record is from RefSeq and is a predicted model, not a curated record. Gene Ontology annotation, cellular component: nucleus. The coding region runs from base 329 to 2728 and encodes 799 amino acids. The transcript has 12 exons. Lineage: Eukaryota; Metazoa; Arthropoda; Insecta; Lepidoptera; Noctuidae.
UACAUAUUAUGGAAGAAAUAAUACAUAGUUCACAAAAUAACAGUCGUGAAAAGUAGUAAAAACCUACAAUAAAUAAAACUAAGUAAUCUGUGGUAGAGGGCGACGUCUACGUCAAAAAAGUGCUCUGAAUACUCUGUGGUUUGAUUGCUUACUUGUCAAAAGUUACAAACAUUUUGCACUUUCCAUUAAUUAAAAUUGCAAAAUAAACAAAUAAUGGCUGGUUAUUGAACGAAUUAUGCUAAAUUAAGUAAGCUGCUGCAUUGGUGGAAUUGCUGAAGUGCCAAGAGAGUGCCUGGAUCCCUUUAACUUAUAAAAACCAAUAACCAAAAUGACGAACUUGGAUGUUAGUAACAGCAGCACCGACAGUAGCUCUGGGUCCUCUUCGGAUUCGAGUAGCAGUGGAAGCACUUCCACCAGCUCAGGGUCAGGUUCCAGCAGCUCAGACUCCGAAUCCUCGACUUCCGACACUCCAGCGACCACCAACACUACUCCAGCACCGAAAUCCCCCCAAAAAACUGAGGAAGUAAAAAAGAAAGAAGAACCGAAACCCAGAAGACCAUCAAAAGCUAAAGUUUCUUCAUCCAGCGAUGAUGACACUCCAAAACCGACCAGUCCUAAACCCGCACCGCCUAGGAGGCGUAUAUCAGCAAAACCGAAAUCUGCAGCAGCGGUUCUCGCUAAAGGUAAAACGGCACAAAGAAUUCCAUCUGGAGCAAAAACACCAAAACCGAUACCAAAAACAAUACAGAAGGCUCCACCAAAGCCUGAUACGGGCGCAUUAAAGAAAAAGAGUAUUUUUUCACCUGAUAACAGUUCUGAAUCUGAAUCAGAGAGUAAAUCUUCGACCACUAAGUCUCCGAAAGCAUCGCCCAGACCGAAACGUGGUUCUAGAAAGUCUAGCGAUGAGAAAGACACGUCCCCUGCCACUACACGUAACAACAGUGCUGAUAACGAUGAUUCUAAUUCUAAAUCCGAUUCGAAUGCUAAACGUAAAAGUGUGAACAGGCCAAGUGGGCCUCCUCCAAAGAAAGUCAUUGAGGAUAAGAGUGCUUCAUCUUGUACGUCAAGUCAGUCCUCGGUUGAGUCAGUUUCAUCAGACAGUGAUAGUGAGCCGACUCCAAAAAAAGAACCAUUGAAGACUGGGAAGACGAAACCUCCAUCCAGUGCUACAAAGCAAGAAAUUCGAGAUCAAGCAGCUAAAAGUGGCGACUCUGGUGACUCAGGUGCAGUGGCGACCAUGCCCAGGAAACUAACUAGGUCACUGUCAGCGAGGGUAUCGAGAUUAGCCACUGUGUCAAGACGGACAAACACUGACACAGAUUCUGAUGUGGAUGAGAAGAGCAAUGAUAAGACUAGCAACACAAGCAACAGCACAAGCAAGGACAUGAAGAAGCCCCCUCGAGGCCGCGCCCCCCCCGCCCGCUCGCCCGUCGUGCUGCCCUCGCCGCAGGAGCCUGCCCGCCAGAGGUGUCCCGUCAGGGGCUGUGACUCUAGCGGACAUCUGGGCGGCAAAUCCAACAAGCACAUGACGUGGGACGCGUGCCCUAUCUACCACAACGUGACGGCGGCCUGGUGUGUAGCCGCCGGCGAGGAGCGAGCCGCCGCCGCCGUCGCCAGGAGACGAGCGCUGCAGCAGCUGCACGCGCGGCCCCGCGCCAUGCCCACGCUCGAGCAACGCGCUUACCAGCUCAAAGUGAAGGACAUGCGUUCCAAAUGGAAGGGCAGUCAGGAACUAAGAGAAAAGUUAGCAGCAUCAGGUAACGAGGAGAUAACAGAAGACAGGGAGCCGAUCCUCGAAGGUUUUGCACCGGAUUAUGACCUCAGGCUGUUCAGGGAGGCACAGGCCCUGGCUGCUAUCAAGAUUGAAGAGGAACUCGGAGAUAUACCCACUGAUAAGGGUACUAGAUACGUAGUAAUGGGCAAAUACAUGAUGGAGGUCUGGUACCAGUCUCCGUACCCUGGUGAUGCCGCGCGGGUCCCGCGUCUGUUCGUCUGCGAGUUCUGUCUGAACCAUCACAAGAGUGCCACUGGGGCACAGAGACAUAAGGUCAAGUGUGUUUGGAAUCACCCGCCGGGAGAUGAGGUAUACAGAAAAGACAACCUCAGCGUUUGGCAAGUGGACGGUCGCAAGCACAAGCAAUACUGCCAACAGCUGUGUCUACUAGCGAAGUUCUUCCUAGACCACAAGACCUUGUACUACGAUGUCGAACCGUUCCUGUUUUAUGUGAUGACCAACGCUGAUCACGAGGGAUGUCAUAUUGUCGGGUAUUUUAGUAAGGAAAAGAACUCGUUCCUAAACUACAACGUGUCUUGCAUCCUGACGCUACCGCCCUACCAGAGACAAGGAUAUGGUAGACUGCUCAUAGACUUCAGUUACCUCCUAACCAAGGAAGAAGGCAAGGUGGGAUCCCCCGAGACUCCACUAUCAGACCUGGGGCUGAUCUCCUACCGUUCCUACUGGAAGGAGGCUCUACUGAAGAGGUUGUGUUCAGCCCCGGGACCCACGCUCUGCAUCAGGGAUCUCAGCAAAGACCUGGCUAUUGCUUCGUCGGAUAUUGUGUCCACUCUGCAGGAGAGGGGACUCAUGAAAUAUUGGAAGGGAAAACAUAUUGUGCUCAAGAAACAGGAAGUCCUGGAAGAGGUGUCACGUCGCGCGGCGCGUGCCCGCUGCGUGGACGCGGCGUGCCUGCGCUGGUGGGGCUCGGGCGCCGCCCCGCCGGCGCGCUGACGCCGCGCCCCCGCCGCGCGCCGCCCCAACAGCAGCGCCGCGCGCGCACUGCUAUAGACUGCACACCACACGUGAGUAUCGCGUCACGCGGCGUGCACGCGGCGUGCCUGCGCUGGUGGGGGUCUGCACACUACACUAUGCGGUGCGCGGGCGAAAAUAUAUCUGUGGCGGCGUCGCGACAUACAAGACUUGUGUGUUAUUUAAAGUUGUUCUACAAUAAUAGGACAAUAGUGCGAUUGAAGACGCCUCGUGUGUAAUACGUGUUGUAAGGGACGGUGUGUUGUGGUGUGUUUUAGCGCUCACGAGACUCUAGAUUAAAUAAAUCUAAUUAUUUUUUUAGAUAGGCAAUUUUAGGAUACUUUGUAUCUAUAGUUAGUAAUAAGUUUCUAUAUACAAGUGAUAUGAAUUAGAAGUUAAUGAACUCAUCAAUUAUUUAAUUUUAUGACGAAUGAAUAAUAAUUAUAAUUUUGUUUUAAGUACCAGCGAUAGUUGGUACUAAUUGGCGUUUCAUGUACUUAUUUUAUUAUUCAAAUGAAAUUGAUUAUUUUUAUACCAUUGUCUCGAGAAUGCUGACAUCAAUUUAUUGCUUUUUUUUACAUCCUAUGUAAAAUGUUUGUAGCCUCAAAUUAUAUUUAUAUUCUACCAAUUCUAAAUGUAUGGAAUUUUGAAAAUUAUUACUUAAGAUAGGAAUCGUAUUCUAUUUAUAGAGAAUAACUUAAGCCACCAUCUUGAAAUAAGUGUCAGAUUAGUUUUAUAUAAUUUCUAGAGAUGGCGUUGUUAACAAAAAUGCGAAAUAUUCUAAAAUAGGUUUAAGUUUCAAUGAAAUUAAAUAAUAUCAUUAUAUGCCAUAAAACAUGACAUAAAACUUUUGAAAUUAAUGGACAUUUUAACCCCUUAUAAUAUUUAUAUGACUAACAACAAAAUCAAUUUUAUAUUAGAAUAAAAUACUUAUAUUAUCGUGUAUAUAUUAAAUUAUAAAAUUAAUUUAGAUUUGUAAAUAGACGGUUACAUAAAUGAAAUAUUAUAUAGUUCGUAUUGUAGUUCAUAAAAAUUACAGAAGUAGGUAAUAUUUACAUUAAAUCUAUGGAUUUACGAAAUGACAUGCAGAAAAAGAUAUAAUUUUAUUUAUGUGACUAGCUAAUGACUUUUUUUUUUCUUUAAUAUGAAUUUGAUUACUUAAUGAAUUUAGGUAAUGUUUUUUUUUUAUUUAUGUAAUAACAAUUUUAACACGUACAGCUAAACUAAUAUAAAUGUCAAUCAAUUAAAACAUCUUUCUCAAUAAUAUUAGAAUAAUUUGGGAAAAUUGUACAAUUAAUUACUAGAUAGUAAUUUUAUGAACAUUUUGAUAAUUAUUAUUACAUUAUGUACAUACGAAUAAUAAUGAUGAAUUAUUAUGAAUGCGAUGUAAAUAUUUUAUCUGAAAUCAAAUGCAAUAAAUGUGUGUCUAUUAUUA